Messenger RNA from Poecilia reticulata (guppy), 1203 nucleotides. The record is from RefSeq and is a predicted model, not a curated record. NCBI's taxonomy places the organism in Eukaryota, Metazoa, Chordata, Actinopteri, Cyprinodontiformes, Poeciliidae.
AUGCCUGGUGAUGACGUCGUCCUGCCCUGUCAUGUGGAUCCUCCUCAGGAUCUUUCUCAGUUUACAGUGGAGUGGGGCAGACCAGAUCUAAAACCCAGAUUUGUGCAUGUUUGGCACAACCAGAAGGAAUAUCUAGCUGACCAAAACAAAGUCUUCAAGGGACGAACGUCACUGUUCAAUGACAAACUGAAGGACGGAAACUUUUCUCUGAAACUGUCUGAUGUGAGACAUUCUGACAACGGAAGAUACAGAUGUUACAACCCAAAGGAGAAAACAGAAUAUUUUAUCCAGCUUCUAGUUGGCUCCGCCUCCUCACCUGCUGUCAGUUUAUCUGGACUGGACGUCAGCAGCAGUGGAGUGAUGCUGGACUGCAGCGCUGCAGGCUGGUAUCCAGAACCUGAGAUGUUCUGGCUGGACGGAGACAGAAACAUCAUGUCUGCUGGACCUGCAGAGAAAAGCACAGAUCCUGAUGGUGUUUACACUGUUAGCAGCAGAGUGACUGUAGAGAAGAGAAACAACAACAACUUUACCUGCAGAGUCCAGCAGAGAGACGUCAACCAGAGCAGAGAGACACACAUUCAUGUUCCAGAUGAUUUCUUCAUCAAUGAGUGCAGCUGCUCCGUUUCUAUCAGCUUCAAUAUAAUUUUAGUCAUCAUGUUUAUUCUUGGAGUUGCUCUUAUUAUUUGGAUGAAGAAACAAAAUAAAAACAAAAAGAAAAAGUUAACAGAGAAAAUCAGUGAAGAGCAAAAGAAUCUCAUUACAGCAAUAACACUGGAGGAGGAGCUAGAAAAGAGCAACAAGGAACAGAAAAUCAUUGAUCAGCAGAUUGCGUCACUAAAAGAAAUGUCAGAGGAACUGAAGGAGCAGAAAAAACAACUUAUUGAUCAAACAGCAGAGGAAGCAAAAAUGAUUGAGGAGGAUGAGAAGAAGCUUAAGGCUGUUGAUGAUGAAGUAACAAACCAGACGGGGAACAUGAUAGAAAAAAAAGCACAAGGAUAUUUAAAACUGAAGGGAAUUAUAGCAGAGAGCAAAGAUAAACUGACUGAAAGAAAGCAAGGUCAUCAAAAGGUCGGAUAUAUGACAGAUAAACUAAUGAAGAGAACAAAUGAUGAGAUUAACAAGCUGAAGGAGAGAAAACAGGAGAUAGAAAAUCAUGUAAGGAAAAUACAAAAACAACUUGGUGAAAAAGAGUCAAAGCAGUAA